Molecule: messenger RNA, 1023 nt
Organism: Plutella xylostella (diamondback moth)
Lineage: Eukaryota; Metazoa; Arthropoda; Insecta; Lepidoptera; Plutellidae
Gene: EMC7
Product: ER membrane protein complex subunit 7
Cellular component (GO): EMC complex
Molecular function (GO): carbohydrate binding
Source: RefSeq, a predicted model, not a curated record
ACCUGUCAAUGUCAUCGAUAAAUCGAUUUUGACCAAAACUGUGAUGAUUUUGUGUAAAUUAUAAAUUAUUUCAAUAAAUUUAAGAACAUAGAAGCAAUGAUGACGAAAUUACCAAUAUGUGCUGUUGUAUUAAUAUCUUACUUAAGCACCACCUUCUGUGGCGCAAAUUUUGUUGAAGAAAGCAAUCCGAGCGCACGAUACAUCAUAGAGGGAGAAGUAUUCCCACCAGAAGAACUGAAGACCACAAACUGGCAAGUGGACACUAAAAUCCAUGUGAACGGCGGUGAAUACAUUGGUUUUGUGAGAAAUGACGGCACAUUCGUCGUGCACAACGUCCCGAUGGGCUCGCACGUCGUGGAGGUUAUACAUCCGGACUUCAUGUACGACCCCGUGCGCGUGGAGAUCAACUCCAAGGGCAAGUACCGCGCCAGGAAGGUGAACUACGUGCAGACCUCGCAGGUCAUCCAGGUGCCCUACCCGCUGCACUUGAAAGCCAUGUCCAAGAUCAGGUAUUUCCAGAUGAGGGAACAGUGGAGGAUGACGGACUUCCUGUUCAACCCCAUGGUCAUCAUGAUGGUACUGCCUCUGCUGCUAAUCAUGGUGCUGCCCAAGAUGAUGAACGACCCCGAGACCAAGGAAGAACUGAAGCAAAUAAGCAAUAUGACCAAAAUGGCAGAGUUACCAGAGAUGUCAGAAAUGAUCACAUCCUUGUUCAAUGGAGCCCCGAGCAAGGCCGCAGCUUCUAAGUCAACAAAGCAAAUUAAGAAGAGGCAAUAGGAGUUCUCUAAUUGUAGUCUUAGGUCAAUUGUAUUUUGUUGUAAUAUAUUUAUUUCAUAUCAUCCAAAGUUACUAUUGGUUGUUUCAUAUUUGUUGGAAGUUGCUAAUAAUAUUAAUUGACAUAAUAUGAAAUGCACAUAUGCAACCAACAUUUUGUUCUUUCAUUGUGUAAAACCUUCUACAUAAUUAUUAUGUGUAUAGGCAAAAUAGUUGAUAAGUAUCAAUAAAUUUUAGCACAUAUGGAAA